Messenger RNA from Porites evermanni, 1545 nucleotides. The record is from the annotation of a GenBank genome assembly. NCBI's taxonomy places the organism in Eukaryota, Metazoa, Cnidaria, Anthozoa, Scleractinia, Poritidae.
AUGCCGAAAUUUCCAUUAACAAGUACUAUUAAUAAAUUUCUUUUCAGAUCAAAUGAGAGCAAAGCCUACCCACUGAUAAUGGGAAAUAGGGUCAUUAAGGCUUACUGUCAUAUGACCGUUUCUUCUUCUGAAAAUGAAACAUGUGGAAAUGGAGCAUGGACUCUGGUCAUGAAGACUGAUGGUACUAAGGUACCUCCAGAUUCACUAAUCUCAUUAAAUAAAACUUGUCCAGACGAAAACUGUUGCUAAUAACAGUUGUGUUUAUCAUAGACAUUCUACUGAAUCCAUGAAUGGUAUAUUUUUCAAGGAAGAAUGGUUGCUUUUGGAUUUCUUUAACGGCCUAUAAGUCGGUUGAUUUUUAAAUUCUACUCCUUCCUGAAACCGAACGGUUCAUUUCCCUAUAUUGACAACUUAUUCGCUCCAGAAGAAAAUAAAAUAACUUAUUAUCAGCUAUCUGAAAAGGAUUAGAGGCAUUUUAAUAAACUUGAUAUCGGCAAUCUGAUAAACAUAGCAAAAAGAGAGGGAACUGUACUGAAUACGGUGAAUAGCGGGUUCAGUUCAAAAUGAAUAUGUAACCGUGACCGGCAAACUAUGAGUCACACAUUGUUGCCAGUUAUAAUGCAUUUAUCUUAGUUCGAUUCUCUUAAUUCUCGCACUUAAAAAAGUGCUUGACAAAACGUUGGUUGGAGCAGAAGCCUCUUAUAACUCGAUGUAACUCUUCCACUUAACACUUUGGAUUAUUUUAUAGGCUUGAAUAUUUGUUGCCUGUUUUAUAGAGCCGUUUUCACUUGACUGUCGUAAAACCAAAACCAAAGUAAAUACACUAGCCAACCAAAGGGCGUAGUAAGACCAAAACCAAAACCAAAACCAAUUACUUUCGACAGUCAAGUGAAAACCGCUCUAUAUCCUAAGCCCAUUAUCAGUAUUUAAAACCGGACAUUAAUAAAGAGCCCGUUCUUAACAGUAACAGGGCCAUUUUCUUCUCAAUUUUCAUUCCAAUACAAUUUCUUCCCCAUUUUUCUCUAACAGCAAACUUUUCACUAUGAUUCCGACCUCUGGAACAACAACAAAACAUUCAAUCUUGAUGGAGGGGAGACUGGGUUUGACUUACAGGAGACUAAACUACCCUCCUACUGGAACACAUCCCUCAGCAAGAUCUGCCUCGGUAUGAAGAUCAACAACCAGAUCAAUUUUAUUGUCAUCAACAAGCAGGCGAACUCCUUGUACUCUCUGAUCGCUGAUGGGCAAUACCGCAGCACCUCAUUGGGUCGUGACAAGUGGAUGUCGCUGAUUGGUUCAAAUGCCUCAUUGCAGCUGAACUGUAACAAGGAAGGGUUCAACGCAAACUGUACCUUGAGUGGCCGUUCCAAAGCAAGAAUCGGUAUUCUCGGCAACGAUCAAACGCAUUGCCAUGCAUGUAACUCCAGAUUGGGGUUUGGGAGCGGAGGGAACCACGAUGAUAGGGGGAAUACAUGUGGAAAUUUGGAUAAUCACGAGAAAAAAAAACUGAGCAUCAAGACAAUGGGGUAUAUCCUGGUGCAGUGA